Messenger RNA from Letharia lupina, 894 nucleotides. RefSeq lists its product as uncharacterized. Lineage: Eukaryota; Fungi; Ascomycota; Lecanoromycetes; Lecanorales; Parmeliaceae. The record is from RefSeq and is a predicted model, not a curated record. The coding region runs from base 1 to 894 and encodes 297 amino acids. The transcript has a single exon.
AUGGUACCCACAGCACUCAGAUCCAAACCUACCGUCCACAACGGUGCCCUCCACAACAUGUACAAAUCGCAACAAUCCGACCGCUCUCGCCACGACGACGGCCGCCGCUCGCCCGUUUCUCCUAUAGAAUCGAACGGCGAAACAUGGAAGUACCCACCGCGCGCGCAAGCCCAUCUGAAAGGACUGGGGCCUCUUCACGAUAAACCCCACGGCGAAGCGCCCAAGGACCAUUUCCGCUCCCGCCCAAUGUCCUAUUACGAUGGCCUGCCCGCUUCACCGGAGCCAGAUACCAAGGCAGUCUUCGCCGACCUUCCCGCCGCGCCUGCCAAAAAGAGGCUAUCCCGCCCCUUCGAGCAGCCGUAUCCCACGUCUAAUCAGGGGCGCCAGGCGCCAGGAAAGGGACAAACCUCCACACCAUCCGCUGCCGUACCGAUGCAAGCUAACCUGUCCCGCGCAGAUUCUCGUCUUCGCCGCCAACCGGCCGGAUUCUCGCAUCCGAAGGCUCCGGCCCCGCUGGCGAUUCCGCCGCCGGCCCACCAGUCAAGACGUCAACGCGAGCCGAGCCCCUAUCGAGAAGACCAGGCUCCGGCACAGCGUUCCGUCCGUCAUCAGGCAAAGCAAGUUUCCGGCCCGCGCCCGGCUCGUCAUCAGGGGUGGAAUCCGCUCCAGGAGCCAGCUCGUCAAAAAGGUACCGUUUAUGUCCAGCGUAAAGAUCAGCGUCGCGGUGACGACCUCGAACGGCAAGGGGGGCUCGCUCGCUCGAAGAGUCGGGCGAAAGACAAUGAUCCUGAGUACAAGUCCGGACGGAGAUGUUUCUUCUCUCUUAUGGUUAUGAUGAUUAUAAUUAUUGUUGGCGUUGUCGUUAUGGUCGAGAAGAACAAGAGUCGAGGUUGA